This is a messenger RNA of Limanda limanda (common dab), 1473 nucleotides long. RefSeq names its product intermediate filament protein ON3-like. Gene Ontology annotation, cellular component: keratin filament. NCBI's taxonomy places the organism in Eukaryota, Metazoa, Chordata, Actinopteri, Pleuronectiformes, Pleuronectidae. Gene Ontology annotation, biological process: keratinization; intermediate filament organization. The coding region runs from base 1 to 1473 and encodes 490 amino acids. Gene Ontology annotation, molecular function: structural constituent of skin epidermis. The transcript has 9 exons. The record is from RefSeq and is a predicted model, not a curated record.
AUGUCUUCCAACUACAGACAGACAGCAUCUCUCCAUGGCUACGGAAACAGCAGCAGGAGGUCCACUGCCGCACCAGGAGGCAGCAGCUACACCAUCUCGAAGAGAUCCAGCUAUGGCGUUGGUUCGGCUCCAAGUGCCAACUUUAGUAGUGGCAGUGCUUUUGGCUAUGGUUCCAGCCAGGGGGGUGGCAGUUAUGGCGGCUUUGGUUCCAGCCAAGGUGGUGGCAGUUAUGGCGGUGGCAUGAUGCAGCAACAGAUCACCGCUGUCUCUGUCAACUCGAGCCUGCUGGCCCCACUGAACCUGGAGAUUGACCCCAACAUCCACAUUGUCCGCACCCAUGAGAAGGACCAGAUCAAGGGCCUCAACAACCGCUUCGCCUCCUUCAUCGACAAGGUCAGAUUCUUGGAGCAGCAGAACAAGAUGCUGGAGACCAAAUGGAGCCUCCUGCAGGACCAGACCACCACCCGCUCCAACAUCGACAGCAUGUUCGAGGCCUACAUCUCCAACCUGCGCAGACAGCUCGAUGGGCUGGGCAACGAGAAAGUCAAGCUGGAUGGAGAGCUCAAGAACAUGCAAGGCCUGGUUGAGGACUUCAAGAGGAAGUACGAGGAUGAAAUCAACAAGCGUGCAGGUGCAGAGAACGAGUUUGUGCUCCUGAAGAAGGAUGUCGAUGCUGCCUAUAUGAACAAGGUUGAGCUCGAGGCCAGGGCUGAUGCUCUUCAGGACGAGAUCAACUUCCUCAGAGCUGUCUAUGAGGCUGAGCUUCGCGAGCUGCAGGGCCAGAUCAAGGACACCUCUGUCGUUGUGGAGAUGGACAACAGCCGUAACCUGGACAUGGACUCCAUUGUUGCUGAAGUGCGCGCUCAGUAUGAGGAUAUUGCCAACCGCAGCAGAGCUGAAGCAGAGUCCUGGUACAAACAGAAGUACGAGGAGAUGCAGUCGUCAGCCGGACAGUAUGGUGAUGACCUGCGCUCAACCAAGACUGAGAUCGCUGAGCUGAACCGCAUGAUCGCCCGUCUUCAGAAUGAGAUCGAGUCUGUCAAAGCACAGAGGGUAAACCUUGAGGCUCAGAUCGCAGAGGCCGAGGAACGUGGUGAGCUGGCAGUGAAGGACGCCAAGCUCCGCAUCAGGGACCUGGAGGAUGCUCUGCAGAGAGCCAAGCAGGACAUGGCCCGCCAGGUGCGUGAAUACCAGGAGCUGAUGAACGUCAAGCUGGCCCUGGACAUCGAAAUCGCCACCUACAGGAAACUGCUGGAAGGAGAGGAGGACAGAAUCAACAGUGGAGGCUCCUCCGCAACCAUUCACGUGCAGCAAAGCUCUGGAGGAACCCUCAACUCCAGCAUGUCUGGUGGUUUUGGUGGUGGAUACAGCAGUGGUAGCUAUGGUGGUGGAUACAGCAGUGGUGGUUAUGGACAAGGUGGCAUGGUCACCAAGACCUCAUCAUCAUCAACCAGCAGCAGGAGAGCCUAUUAA